Molecule: messenger RNA, 1044 nt
Organism: Annulohypoxylon truncatum
Lineage: Eukaryota; Fungi; Ascomycota; Sordariomycetes; Xylariales; Hypoxylaceae
Product: U3-containing 90S pre-ribosomal complex subunit-domain containing protein
Exons: 5
Coding region: 101-877 (258 amino acids)
Cellular component (GO): 90S preribosome; nucleus
Source: RefSeq, a predicted model, not a curated record
CUUACAUCAAUCAUUUUUUCAUCUCAAAACUGUAUUCCUAAACCUGAUAUCACUCUAUAAUUACAAUUCCCGGUCAUAGAAUUGAAUCAAAAUUACAAUAAUGUCCGAAGAAAAAGUGGUAAAGAAGAGACCCUCGGCCUUCAAAGCCAAAUCCAAGAAACGCCGCCAAGAUGAUGAGAACGGAUCUCGAAAACGGAGAAAACUAACUGCUUAUGAGGAGGAUGAGGAAUAUCUAGACCUAGAAGCCGGCGUGAACAAGAAGAUCGCCUUAGUCGACAACCUAUUACUUGCCGACCACCUAGCCAAGAAGAUCAGGAGAUUUGGGAACGAUCUAAAGCCUGUUGAGCUGAGCCAACUAGACAUAUCACCAAACUAUAUCACAGACACGACGUCCUUCCAAGAAAUACGGACUUUAGAGAAUCUUCCCAAUUUCCUAGAGAAAUUCGCAGACCCAAAAAGCCUUGGUGAAGCGCCGAAGCAGAACGGUUCGCCUCAUACCCUCAUCGUCACCGGCGCCGGCUUAAGAGCCGCGGACCUUGUUAGAUAUGUCCGGAAGUACCAGACGAAAAAUAACGCCAUCGCAAAACUGUUCGCCAAACAUAUCAAACUCGAGGAAAGCGUGCAAUUCCUCGAGAAGCACCGCACGGGGAUUGCGGUAGGCACGCCCACCCGGUUGUCUGACUUGGUUGACAAAUCUGCCCUAAAACUAGACAAACUCGAGCGUCUAGUCGUCGACGCCUCGCAUAUCGACCAGAAGAAGCGCGGCGUCAUGGACAUGAAAGAGACUAUGCUGCCGCUGGCUCGCUGGCUAGCGCGUCACGAGUUCAAGGAGCGGUACGCCGAUCCUGAAAAAGGCUUACAAUUGCUGUUCUACUGAGAAUGGAUGUAAGGCGUUGGGGCAGGUUGUAGAUAAAAGGUUAGCCCCCUCUCCGAGAGGAUGCACACGUGAAGACGGUCACAUAUGAUACCCUAGAAAUCGAUAGACUUUUCCAUACCAAAUUGUUAUCACAUCCACGCAAAAUAAGAUUCCUAGUAAUACGAGGC